This is a messenger RNA of Orcinus orca (killer whale), 1676 nucleotides long. It is a transcript of the gene MAB21L1, whose product is annotated as mab-21 like 1. The record is from RefSeq and is a predicted model, not a curated record. Bases 490 to 1569 code for a protein of 359 amino acids. The transcript has a single exon. NCBI's taxonomy places the organism in Eukaryota, Metazoa, Chordata, Mammalia, Artiodactyla, Delphinidae.
ACCGCAGCUUCUUCUGACAUAUACACACGCACACUCACCCCCGACACACACUCAGCACACUUUUCCUCCAUCUGACUAACAGUCCUGCACACACCAUGAUUACGGGAAAGCGUAAAUAAAUACGGAAAGGGUUGAUUAUUUUGACUACUGGAAGAGCCUUGCUGGGUCUCAGCGCAACUUUUGUUUUUAUGACUGAGAAGGUGAUCUCUCCAUGUGUUUCUCUCACACAAGGAUUCUUUAAAAGAGGAAGAGAGACAGAGAGGGGGGAGAACAACCUUUCACUUUAAGACCGGCUGGGCUCAAAGAUAAAAGGAAGGGGAAAGCGGCGCUAGGAAUCCACCGCUGCAGCACUUCGGAAAGACGUUUCUGAUACAUUUCUGAGCGCGGCGGCCCGUUUCUCCACCGAAGUUGGCUCCAGCUCUAGCAGCCGCAUUGGAUCCCACAGCUUAUUGCGAGACUCCGGUGUACAAUCCGGAUCUCUGCCCCAACAUGAUCGCGGCCCAGGCCAAGCUGGUCUACCAUCUGAAUAAAUACUACAACGAAAAAUGCCAAGCCAGGAAAGCUGCCAUUGCCAAAACUAUCCGGGAAGUCUGCAAAGUAGUUUCCGACGUCCUGAAGGAGGUGGAAGUGCAGGAGCCCCGGUUCAUCAGCUCUCUCAACGAGAUGGACAAUCGCUACGAGGGCCUCGAGGUCAUCUCCCCCACCGAAUUUGAAGUGGUGCUUUACCUUAACCAAAUGGGGGUGUUCAACUUUGUGGACGACGGCUCGCUGCCCGGCUGCGCGGUGUUGAAGUUGAGCGACGGGCGCAAGAGAAGCAUGUCCCUCUGGGUGGAAUUCAUUACCGCCUCCGGCUACCUCUCGGCGCGCAAAAUCCGGUCCAGGUUUCAGACGCUGGUGGCUCAAGCGGUAGACAAAUGUAGCUACAGGGAUGUGGUAAAGAUGGUGGCAGACACCAGCGAAGUGAAACUGAGAAUCCGAGAUAGGUACGUGGUGCAGAUCACCCCGGCUUUUAAAUGCACCGGGAUCUGGCCCCGGAGUGCUGCCCACUGGCCACUUCCCCACAUCCCCUGGCCGGGACCCAACCGGGUGGCGGAGGUCAAGGCGGAAGGGUUCAAUCUCCUGUCCAAGGAGUGCCACUCCCUGGCCGGCAAGCAGAGCUCGGCCGAGAGCGACGCCUGGGUGCUGCAGUUCGCGGAGGCAGAGAACAGACUGCAGAUGGGGGGCUGCAGGAAGAAAUGCCUCUCCAUCCUCAAAACCUUACGGGACCGUCACCUUGAACUGCCAGGCCAGCCCCUGAACAAUUACCACAUGAAGACUCUGGUUUCCUAUGAGUGUGAAAAGCAUCCCCGGGAGUCGGACUGGGACGAGUCUUGCCUGGGUGACCGGCUUAACGGGAUUUUGCUGCAACUUAUCUCCUGCCUGCAGUGCCGGCGGUGUCCUCACUACUUCCUACCGAACUUAGAUCUGUUUCAAGGCAAACCUCACUCGGCUCUCGAGAACGCUGCCAAACAAACGUGGCGACUGGCAAGAGAGAUCCUGACCAACCCGAAAAGUUUGGAAAAACUUUAGAGGAUAAUUGAAUCGAGAGCCGAAAUGUGAUUAUACUAUUCUUAAAGUUCUCAUUAAGUGUAAACUUCCUGUUCGAUUCCUAUCUAAUAUUCCACUGGACAGUGCAA